ACCGGAUGGAUGGUUGAAGGCCUGAAAUUGUUUGGUCAUCCUACGCUCGCCGGCUUCAGCACAGACGCCCUUGUUGGCCAACUGUGUGCACUGACACGUUACGCUUUGCUUUGCUAAAGUGUGAACAUCAUUUUCCUUGUGCACCAAAACUCUUCUUUAAACUCCUUCUAAGGUGCUAAUUCCAGUUAGGGAAUCUGAUUGUAAUUUGCACUAGUAUAUCACGAUUUCUAACUCUAUCGGCUUCGUAGCACCAGAUCUAGCUAAUAUUUAUACUUUUUUUUUUUAAAACAUUCUUCCUCAUGCUGCUAUGUUGAAGUAUUGUGUUAGUUUAGACCACCAAAUAGCACCCAGUUUCUAGAAUUUGUGACGAAGUUACCGACACACUAUCAACUUCAAAUGGAGUACUAACAGAGACUUUUGUUUUUUUUGUUUUUUUCAAUUCAUUUUUAGGAUAGUGCUUUCUCAUAUUCUGUGCUGUUCAUCUAAAACUUGGACCCUGGGGGUGACAUGGUAUUUUAUCAAAAUGAUUCAUAUAAAAGAAAAGUCGGUAGCAUGCUCUUUCGUGUUAGACUAAUAAAAGACGGAGAUCGACUUGCUCUAAACAUGGAACUACAGGACAGGCACACUUCUUAGUAUCAGAUUAUUGUUGUUGUUGUUGUGCUUCUCACAAACUCUUUGAAAUGCCCCUGGAACUUUGGCAGUGACUGGUAAAUGGCUGUCUGUUUGCUUGGCUUCUUCUUUUAUAAUUCAUUGUUUUUUUUUGUGUAUAAUCAUAAACUCUAACCGUAUUAAAUUACUUCAGUUUAAAUUGAGUUGUGAUCAUAUUCCGUAUAAAACUAGCUAUCGACAUUUUUUUUGUCUCCAUGUCUCUUCUUCUUUUGUCAAUGAUAGCAAAGGGGUGGAAGCAUUAUUAUCAUUAUUUUUAUUCUUUUGAGAAGUGUAAAGAAGCAGAAAAGUGAUAGUCUAUGGUUUACGUAAAUAUCAUGAACAAAUUAUUCAGUAAUCAUGUGACUUAUCAAACGAGUAAGUUCCAAAAUGCAGCUGCUGCAUGAGAAAAAAAAGGAUCAUCAUCAUCACAGUCAAGAGGGUUUGGUGUUGACAACCGUGGUCAACCUUCAGCCCCAAAUUCCAGAAAUAAUGAUCAUUACUGCCGUAACUAUGGCGAUCAAGUGGGUGUCGAUGGCAUGCUUAAGAGCUAAUUGUCAAUGGCUGGGGAGCAUGGGUGGACUUUAAUCGAUGGCAAUCAUACUGUUCAUAGAUUAGUCCUCGGGUUUCGACAUCGAGACACGCCCUGACCAGGUCAACUUCUUCUGUAUGGUUGGAGAUUUGCCAUGGUCUUGCUUUGAGAUUUCUUCUUAAUGUAGUGUAGUGACGGUCAAAGAGGUUGUGGGACGAGCUCCACCAGUCUGCCAAGUUUCAUACGUAACAUGAUGUUCAUCAAACACACAGUAAUCGUGUGUCUCGAUCAAAGCCUAUUUAUCAUGUCAACUCCGUCGCAGGAAAACCUGCUUGACACCUGCCUUCGAUAUCCUUCGUCGAUCUCAGUUUCUACUGUCACUCAUCAGACGCUGCUUGUCAAGUCGAAGGGAACCAUUGCUAUCAGACUGCGCCACCGUAAGAAACUGCCGAGAAGUAGGCAAUGAAUUAUAAUAUAUCUUAUGCCUAUAAAAGCUUUUUAUUACCUCAUGGAAGCACCGCGACUCUCCUUGUGAUCUGUACCCUCUAUAAAGCCUUCCCUUUUGUCUUCCGAGGAACCAUCAUAACAUAUAGGUUAGCAUGGAAGAAGGCGAUUGCAAUACUAGCCUUUCCCUCGCGAUAGGUGGUGGCAGACAGUUCACGCCGAGCACAAGUCUUCAUGUCCUAUUCCCGCAUCAUCCGAAAGAAGAAGAAGAAGAAGAAGAUACGCACCGACAUGUAGGCAGCGUAUCGAGAUGGAAGGAGCUCGAUGAGGAGGAGGAGGAGGAGGAGGAGGAGGAUGGUGUCAGCGGUAAGGAUGACAGCAGCAACCUGAGCGACGACAAACCAGUCGGCACAAGAAAGAAGCUGAAGCUCACGAUCGAACAAGUGACGUUGCUCGAAGAUAGCUUCAGACAGCGCAGCACCCUUAAUACGAUGCAGAAGCAAGAUUUGGCGCACCGGCUAAAUAUACGGCCACGACAAGUGGAAGUCUGGUUCCAGAAUAGAAGAGCCAGGACGAAGUUAAAGCGGAUCGAGCUGGAUUACGAGUGCCUCAGGAUGCACUGCGACAGACUGAUUGACGAGAACCGGAGGCUAAAGAAGGAGCUGCAGGAGCUGCGGUCUGCGACUCCGGCGUCGCCGUUCUACGUGCAACUUCUCAAGGCAGCAACGCUGAUCACGUGCCCCGCCUGUGAGAAGAUCGCGGCCGCCGGAAAGAGAAAGAGCAGUGCCUUGGAGGACGGCAUGAAGAGGCCGCCGCAGCUGGUGCCUGUAAAUACUGCCCUACUCCGUCUGCAAAACUAACUUAUUGUCGUGUGAAUUAGAAGAUGGAUGUUGAAGUAGGGUUGCAUCAGAAAGCAAAAUACAUGUACUUUGGAAUUCAUCUGUUUGAUCCAACUUUUGUACACAUAUUUUGUUCCCAGUCGAUUGGGAAUUUAGAUUUGAUCUACCUACUCUUAGCAAAUGUAUCCCUACAACUUGGAACUUGAUGGGUGGACGAGACAGAGGAGGAGAAAUUAAGUUGGGAAAGAUACUAUAUGAUAAGACCGAAA
Molecule: messenger RNA, 2729 nt
Organism: Musa acuminata AAA Group (dessert banana)
Lineage: Eukaryota; Viridiplantae; Streptophyta; Magnoliopsida; Zingiberales; Musaceae
Product: homeobox-leucine zipper protein HAT22-like
Exons: 4
Coding region: 1777-2481 (234 amino acids)
Biological process (GO): regulation of DNA-templated transcription
Molecular function (GO): DNA-binding transcription factor activity, RNA polymerase II-specific; sequence-specific DNA binding
Source: RefSeq, a predicted model, not a curated record